Messenger RNA from Scaptodrosophila lebanonensis, 927 nucleotides. RefSeq lists its product as uncharacterized. Bases 1 to 927 code for a protein of 308 amino acids. NCBI's taxonomy places the organism in Eukaryota, Metazoa, Arthropoda, Insecta, Diptera, Drosophilidae. The transcript has 4 exons. The record is from RefSeq and is a predicted model, not a curated record.
AUGGCCGCCACCUGCUGGGCAAUGUGUGUGUUAUACGCCGUCUUAGCCAGAUACGUGUUGGCACAUGAAGAGAAAACAGACUUUUCGAGGUCUCCCAACAUAACUGAAGGAAAUGAGGGAACGACAACGCUGCCUAAUUUAUUUCAAAAGGCUUCUUGUACAGUUUCAGCCGGUCCGGUUCAGGUUUCAGCUGAAGCAGUCAUAACAAAAUCACCGAAAGACCUAUGUAGUUCAGAUAAAGUGAACCUGGCUAUUCAAAAUAUGGAAACCAAAUUUUAUGAUGAGCUUCGGCAAAUCAAAAUACUACUACAAACAUUACAAGAAACUCAAGGACGAAAAAUUGACAGAUGUAAUUACACUGUGGCUAACAGCAAUUCAAAGCUUAUCACGGAUAAGAAAAUGGCAUCUAGUCGAAAACUUCUGCAAGCUGAAGAGUCCCACUUGAAUCGAGAUCAGGAAAUUAAUACAUUUAACAAUACCGUGCUAGGGGAUCGAGACUUAUCAUUUUUUACAUAUUUCUGGAAAUUGGAAUACAUUACAGAACACAUUCUUAAUACAACAACUUCAAUCAUUAACAGUCCCAUAUUCAGCAUUAAGGGAAAAACACUUCUAGUUCAGUGCGUAUUUCAACACUUGCACCGGGAUCUCAUUCUAUUGAAAUUGGUCUAUGCAGAUCGCAGUCGCGACAGUCACAAUAAUAUUAUGAUGGACAUGGGUGGCCUUCUAAAAAAUAUGGAAAUAACGGGAAGCCCGCUUUUUAAAUGCAAAAUUUGCAUACUUGAUCAAAGCAGAAAACAAAAAAAAGAUAUAUGCUCACAAGAAUUCAUUAACUUUGAUAUAGGUUUCUCUGUGCCAAAUAGCGCCCUAAUAGGAAGUUCAUAUAUUAAAGAUAACGUUCUUAUAAUAAAAACUAUUUUAUAUUUAUAA